AUGCCGCGAUUGGCGCAGGUUGUGCACGCUGACAAGCCGCAGGCUCAGCAGCAUUACUGGCAGCAGCAGGAGCAGCAGCAGCCAAAGCAGCAGCAGCAGCAGCAGCAGCAGCAGCAGCAACAGCAGCAUCAUGUGUCACAGCAGCCUACACAGCAGCCUACACAGCAGCCACCUCAGCAGCAACACCCGCAGCAGCAUGCGCCUGGGACCGACCCGCGGGCGCUUCUGGAGAUCUUUGGGAUGAGCCAGGGCGCGGACACCAAUGCAUGCCAGUGCGAUCUGGCCAGAGUGGUCGCGCGGCUCAAGGGGGCCGUUAGGGUGGAGGCGCACUUCAUACAGCAUGAGAGCGGCGACAAGAUCAUCUGCCCGAACGGCGACGAGGAGUGCGCCCGCAACCUCGUACAGCUGUGCGUCGGCCGCCACACGCCCCCAGAUCGCAACUACGACUGGUUUUACAAAUUCCUGACCUGCUCCUGGGACAGUGGGCCGCAUGUGACGAGCCAGGCGCUCCUGAACGCUUGCAUGGACAAGGUCGGCGCGGCGGGCGAGGCGCGCGCGCAGAUGCUCGCAUGCGCCGCGGGGCCGGAGGGGGCCGAACUGAUGGCGCGCAGCGCCAAGGCGGUGGCGGAGCGCGAUGCGUGGCGCGGCUGCGUCAUCCACCUGGAGGGGCAGCGGCGGUGCGUGCGGGAGGACGGCGCCUGGCCCCGCACGCUGCCCGCAUCCGCCCGCGCGCUGGCCCGCAUCCUCUCGCCCCGCGCUGACGGGCACCCAGCCGCCGCGCCGCACGCGCCGCCGGCGCCGGCGCCCCUGCAGCCCACGCCGGCGGGCCGCGCGCGGCGGCAGCAAUACCCCUUCAUCGACACGGCGCGCCCGGGGGUGGAGCUGGUACACGCCGAGCCGCCAGUCUACCUAGUCCACAACUUCCUGUCGCCCGACGAAUGCGACGCACUGGUCGCAGCGGCGCGAGGCGGGCUGCUUGAUGGCCUCGAUUACGAUAACUCAGUGCUCAUAGACACCCACAAACUCUGGCCCCUUCUCAUCGUCAUCGCCGCCGGCGCCGCAUUCGACACGCUCCACAGCGGCGGCGCCGCGGCCUCGGACCCCUCCUCUUUGCCCGCCCUCGCCACGCUCGCGCUUGCGCUCCUGAAAUGGAGCGCCGCGGUCGGCGGCCUGCUGGCGGCCGCCCACUUCGGCGCGCGCCACGCCAUCGGCGGCCGCGUCUUCUCUGGCACAAAGUGGACCGUCGCAAACCUCUUCCGCCCGCGCUGCGGCGACGGGCGCGCCACGCCGCUCGACAGCGGCAAGCCGCAGCGCGAGUUGGCAGACCCGGCGGCGGACCCGGCGGCGGCGGCAGCCGCUGCGCGCGCCUUCGUUCUGUCCACGUCAGCGCUGCUGGCCACGCUGCCGUCGCACCUGGAGCCGCCGACCGUGACGCGCUACCGGGAAGGGCAGCAGCAGCGGGUGCACUUUGACGGGCGCCCGGCGGGGGACCCAUCUGGCCUCCAGGAGUUCCUGGCUGCAGGCGGGCAGAGGCUCGUACAGGUCGUGUGUUACCUGCGCACCCUCGAGCCUGGCCAGGGCGGCGGCACCAAGUUCCACCACCCGCUGCUUCGCGGCCUCUGCACGCGGCCUGUCCAGGGGGACGCGGUGGUCUUCUUCCCGGCCUUUGAAGAUGGCACCCUGGACGACCGGAUGGCGCACUCUGGGCAGCCGGUGGCGGGGGCGGGCAGCGAGAAAUGGAUCGUGAACACCUGGGCUUGCCAGCGGCCGGUGCCAUCGGCGGUCGCGGUCGUGGUCGGGGGCGAGGCAAGCGGUCGUCGCGGCGUCACGCGGCAUGGGGCGCAGCAAGAGGGCGUGAGCGCAGGCGCGGCUGUGGCUCGCGCGCGGUGA
Messenger RNA from Monoraphidium neglectum, 1890 nucleotides. RefSeq lists its product as hypothetical. Bases 1 to 1890 code for a protein of 629 amino acids. Gene Ontology annotation, biological process: peptidyl-proline hydroxylation to 4-hydroxy-L-proline. Lineage: Eukaryota; Viridiplantae; Chlorophyta; Chlorophyceae; Sphaeropleales; Selenastraceae. Gene Ontology annotation, cellular component: endoplasmic reticulum. Gene Ontology annotation, molecular function: iron ion binding; procollagen-proline 4-dioxygenase activity; L-ascorbic acid binding. The record is from RefSeq and is a predicted model, not a curated record. The transcript is spliced from 6 exons.